AUGAGCUGGAACCCACCUAUUCCAUAUGGUCAAUCAAGAACGAUUUACGGGCCCCCUCAACAAAGACCUGGUCUUCCCUCGGUUCCUCCGUAUGCUGGUCGACCUCCAACUCAACCUUAUGGAACUAAUCAAAUACCUCCUUAUAUACCGCCUCCACAAUCUCCAGCGUCUAUUUGGACAGAACACACUUCACCCGAUGGUCGUACAUAUUAUUACAAUACAAUAACAAAGCAGAGUUCUUGGGAUAAACCUGACGAAUUAAAAACCCCAGAAGAGCGCGCAUUGGGAUCUUGCCCUUGGAAAGAAUAUACAGCCGAGGAUGGUCGUAAAUAUUAUCACAAUUCUGUCUCACGUCAGUCCACAUGGGAUAUGCCUACCGAAUAUAAAGAGUUUCUUGAAAGGCUUGAGCUUGAAAAGAAGACCCAAUCGAAUCAAGAAGGAUCGGCUCCUGGUAGUGCACCAUUAGCUUCCCCAAGUCAACAAGAUUUAGAAAAAGCUCGUCAAUUAAGUGUUCCUUCUGUUGGACAAGUUAACGUUACCCCAGUGAAUACACCAAUUAGACCCUCAGGGGUUGCCACACCAAUUGGUGGUGUAAAUAUACCAAUUAUACAACCUCGUCACCCAGAGGUCAAAAUUGAAUUUGAAUCAAAAGAAGAAGCUGAAGCAGCAUUCAAACAGUUGCUCAAAGAUUCUGGUGUGAAAGCGGAUUGGAGUUGGGAACAAACUAUGAGAGCAAUAAUAACCAAACCUAUGUAUCGGGCUCUUAAAACUUUGAUUGAACGCAAACAAGCGUAUCAAGAUUACAUCGAUGAAUUGAGAAGAGUUGAAGAAGAAGAAAGGAGGAGUCGAAUUACCAAAAUGCGACAAGAUUUUAUUACAAUGCUUGAAUCUCGUCCCGAAGUAAACUCUUCCACACGUUAUAGAAAAAUUUGUGAUUUAUUUGGAGAUCACCCUGCAUUCCUUGCCAUCGAAGAUGAUAGACAACGAGAAGAAAUAUUCGGGGAAUAUAUAUAUGAAAUGCGCAAACAAGAAAAAGAAGCUGCACGUCUUAUGCGUAAAGAGAAUAUGGAUAAGUUCUCAAAACUUCUUAAAUCUCUUCCGAAUAUUACUAUUCGAACUUUAUGGAAAGAUGCUCAAACUAUAUAUAAGAAUACACCCGAAUAUCAAAACGAUCCUCAGCUACAAAAAAUGGAUAUGCUGGAUUUCUUAGCUGUCUUUGAAGAAUACAUGAGAUUUCUAGAAGAGCAGGAUGUAGCUCGUCAAAAGCGUGCAGCUGAAGCUAAAAGACGUCAGGAACGUAAGAAUCGAGACGCUUUCCGUGCAUUAAUGGAAGAACUACGUCAAAAAGGAAUUAUUACUGCUAAAUCGAGAUGGAUGGAAAUAUACCCAAUAAUUGCGGCCGACGAAAGAUACACAAAUAUUCUUGGUCAACCAGGCUCCACGCCACUUGAAUUGUUCUGGGAUGUGGUUGAGGAACUUGACGAGAUAUUAUAUCAACAGCGCAAAAUAGUGAUGGAUUUUGUGAAAUCGAGAAACAUUUCAGUUCAUCCUAGCAUGACGUUUGAUCAGUUCAAAUCUACUGUCAGUUCAGAUGAACGUUGCGCAAUAGUAGGAGAUAUUAAUUUGAAAAUAAUUUUUGAACAGCUGCAGAAAAAACAAGAGAAAAAGCAACGUAGAAAAAUGGAUGCAUUCAAAUCAAUUUUAAAACAUUUUGAGUCGAUGAUUACUCCAGAGGCUACCUGGGAGCAGGUUCGGCCUGUGCUUGAGAAAACUGAAGAGUUCCAUGCGAUUGAUAGUGAAAAAAUUCGCAUAGAAGUUUUUGAUCGAUUCAUGGAUCGUUUAAAGGAAAAACGAAUGAAAAGAGACCAAGGCGAUAGCGAAGAAGACAUUCUAAAGGAAGAAGAUUAUGACGAUGAUAGACAUUCCCCGGAACGUAAACGAAAACAUAAAAGCCAUAAGUAUCAUCGUCGAACUCAACAAUAUUCAGAUAAUUCUGCGGAUAGCAUGGAUUAUUCUGAUAAAGAAAGAGACGGAAGCGAAAAGAGAAAACGCAGAAAGAAAUCUAAAUAUGAUGAUCAUCGUUAUGACGAGCCUCGUUAUACCGAUCCGCGGUACUUGGAUCAUCAAAGAUACGCGGAUCAAAGACAUAUAAUAGAUACAAAAUAUUCUAAUGAUUAUCCACCACCAACUCUCGAUGAUUAUAAAUUACAAGCAUUGAAAAUUGAAGAAUAUAAAAUGGAAGCUCUUCGGCAGCAAGAAAUUGCCCGGCUUGAAGCUGCACAAGUUGCACAACGGCACCGAAUAGAAACAUCACAAAUCGAAUCUCUUUCGAUCUCCGAUGUACCAAAAUCAGCAGAGUACGAAAAUGAUCAUGUGCAGCAACCAACGAAACAUGAAGAUUCGAGCGAGGAAGAAGGCGA
Molecule: messenger RNA, 2420 nt
Organism: Ambispora leptoticha
Lineage: Eukaryota; Fungi; Glomeromycota; Glomeromycetes; Archaeosporales; Ambisporaceae
Source: the annotation of a GenBank genome assembly